UGACACGAUAGACCACAACAUACUAAUUGACCGCCUUGAAUCUUGGGUAGGCUUGUCCGGUCACGUCUUAGAGUGGUUCAAAACAUAUAUUACAGGAAGACAGUUUUUUGUCACCAUCGGAGAAUACGUCUCCAACAAGUAUGAUGUGCCUUUUGGAGUUGCUCAGGGUAGUUGCUUGGGCCCUCUCCUCUUCUCUCUCUAUAUGUUGCCCCUGGGCUCCAUCAUCAGAGAGCACAAUGUUGAUUUUCAUAGCUAUGCCGAUGACACUCAACUAUAUAUCUCUGUCGAGCCUAGCCAAACCACUGCCAUUCAUGCCUUGACUAAAUGCAUGUCUGCCAUUACAGAUUGGAUGAACAGUAACUUCCUAAAAUUAAAUGAAGAUAAAACUGAAGUGUUGCUCAUUGGGCCUAAGAAAAAACGUGCAAAACUCCACUCAAGCCUAGGUGACCUAAGCAUACACAUUAAAGAUAAGGUUACUAGCCUAGGUGUGGUCAUAGACUCAGAUUUGAGCUUUGAGCCUCACAUCAACAAGAUAACAAAAUCUGCUUUUUUCCAUCUUAGAAAUGUCAACAAAGUGCGCGGCUUGGCCCCCGACAAGACGCUGAGAAACUUAUUCAUGCCUUUGUCACCAGUAGGAUAGACUACUGCAAUGCUCUCUUCUCUGGUCUCCCAAAAAAAUUAAUUGACAAAUUGCAACUCAUUCAAAAUUCUGCGGCAAGAAUCCUAACAAGAACCAGAAUGAGAGAGCACAUCUCCCCUGUCUUGGCAGACCUGCACUGGUUACCUGUCUCAUACAGAAUCGACUUUAAGAUUCUGCUCACAGUAUUUAAAGCAUUAAAUGGACUUGCCCCUAGCUAUAUCUCAGACAUGCUCUCUUUUUAUGCCCCUGCUCGAGCUCUCAGGUCCACUGAUGCCAAGCUGCUAAGGACCCCCACCCCCCCGCAGAAGAAGAUCGGCGACGCCGCGUUUGCCUGCUAUGCGCCCAAGAGAUGGAACGCCCUCCCCAUCGAGAUCCGAUCAGCCACCUCCGUCGACUCCUUUAAGAAGCAGCUGAAGACCCACCUCUUCAUCCUUGCCAACUCCUAGCUGCCAAGGCGUCAUAGUGUCCCAGCUGCCGCAGCGCCCUUACUACUCGCAAUCCAGCCCUGGCAGGGGGCUCCCCUAGGUGGCCGCUGGUCUCUGCCUGAGGUUUCUUCCUGACUACAGGGGGUCUUUUUUCUCAGACCUCACUGAGCUUUUUUUUUUUCCCCCUCACAACUAUGAAUCAAGCGAAAGGGAGUUUUUCCUCACCCCUGAUGCCACCAGGGGCCGCACUUGAGCGCCCAAUCUCUGUGUGACUAUCUAUGACUUAUGAUAGGCCCAGCCACUAUGGACCUUACACAUCUAAGAAUCCUGGUCCUAACCUACGUUGACCUUAUAACUCUACAUUCUCUGUCUAUCUCUUCUUCCUCUGCCUUCCUGCUUUUUCUGCCUCUCCUCUAUACCUCUCCUUUUAAAUCUAUCUCUAACAAUGUUUUUUUCCCAUUUGUUAAGCACUUUGAGUUACAUGCCUUGUAUGACACAGUGCUAUACAAAUACAAUUAUUAUUAUUAUUAUUAUUAUUAUUAUUGUGAGGAAAGUAAAGUCCCCUGUGCAAUACUUUCAUUCAAUUUAGUCGGUGUCAGUGCUUUUGGCAGCAUCACAGAAGCUGGCGGUUGCUUGGACUUUUUGCAAUCGAUGUACAUAUUUUGUGCCUUGUAAAUACAGGUGGAGAAAGGUGUUCCAUGAUACAAACGUGAAACACACACUGAAAUCUUGGUACUGGUGGCUGGAGUUCAAGAGCUGAAUCAACUCAAGGCUCUUUGGAAAUAUUAUGCACAAUUGAGAGAGGCACUGAACAAUUUUGUAAAGAUUCACAGGGGAAACGUGAAACUAGAAGUGAGAGAUCUCUGCACUGUGUGGCAAGCUAGACACCCUAGAAAUAGCUUUCAUGGGACACUUCUGGGAUACAAUACGGCUGCCCUCCAGGACACCACCCUGCAGUUGCAGAAACAUGACAUUGACAUGCACACGACUACACAGGCUCUCCUGUCACUUCAUGACUUUGGCACAGAGAGACAAUUUUGCCUUUUUGAAGGGUCAGCUUUAAGUGUUACAAAUUCAGUCUCCCAAGUCGACAGACAUGACCUCGAGCACACAAAGAAGCGCAAACGUAUGGCUGAUGAGAGUGCUGAGCUAGGUGUUGAAAUUAGUGGAGAAGAAGUUUCGCACUGAAAUGUUCCAUUUUCUAAUUGACAAACUUGUGUCCUGUCUAAACCAUCGGUUAAUUGCAACACACACCACAGCAUAUCCCAUUGACCUGACCAUGAGCUUGGCAGAUGAACUUGUUUAGUACAAAUCGUUCAUUUUAGAUGAACAAAAAGUGGCAAAAUACAAUGGCAUUUAGACCAUUGGUAAAUUAUCAUGGUAAAUUUUAAUUUUAAUUUAUAGUCUUCUUUCCCAAAUGUUUAUAUAACACUUGGACUUCAGGGGUGAGUGGGGGUGCAAUGCAGACCUCCCACAAUCCAGCCCGGGGGUCGGGCGCUGUCUUUCAGCACCUUGUUCGACCUGUAACUGUAACUAAGAAUAAUGGUGAUUAUUAACUUCCCCACUCAGUGCAGUGUCACACCAUCUCAAUAUUGAAGUUAUCCUAAAUCGAGAAUUUUUAUCUUUUCUGUCCUUUCAUUCUCGUAUUGUGCAGAUGAGCAUAUGGAACUGAAACUUGGAACUGAAAUCUCCUGUGUCGUGGUUCACAGUGCGGAUUUUAUGUCUUGCGUAAACCAGAGUUUAGUUUGAAUCUUACUAUAUUUGAAAUACAUACAAAAGAGGCUGCCGUAGAACAAGAAAACAUGUCGCAAACAGCUGUUAAAAUUUUAUGAAUUCCGGGUGAUAAAAAUAAAUACCGUGCGCAAUCAAUAUUUAAUAGAAGAGACAGUAUGCGCAAAGAACCCUAGAAACGGAAACUGGCCUGGUUAAAAUGACUGGAUUUUAGAUAGAAGGGUAUUUUUUUCAAUCCUCAUCUAAUGUACAACAUAUAAAUCCGCACGCAAAAUGGUUAAUUUCUUCACAACAAAGUCAUCUGUGGCAUGGGACGUGGAAGGCGACCGGUUUGAUAGGCCUACGUGCCUGAACUUGUGUCAAAUAGCACCCAUACUGAAUACGUUGCAGAAUCCCCUGUUAAACCAGUGUUAAGUCCCUGUAGGAUUCAGCAACGAGUAAGGGAAGCCAAUUGUACGACCUGCUUCACAGAUGGACGUCGACUUACACCAAUAGAAACCUACAUGGGCCGGCGCAACGGCUGUAGAAGCUGAGAGGUUCCCCUUGUAGUUACCAACUCCUCGCUCGUGUCCGAUUUCGGAAGAGAAGAGAGCAGACGGAUAUGGACAUUUGGUGAAUUAUUCGUUUGCUUUUUGUAAUCAGUGCAGGAAACUACCGUUUCAUGUGGAUCAUGCUAAUGUCCCCCAACUGAUCGUGUAACGACGAUGGACCUGAAUAACCCAUCUCCACCCACCUCUUCUCCUCCUGUGGAAGAAGAGGGAUUGUCAGGCACAGACACUGACCCCCACAGUCCCAAGUCUUUCACUUCUGAACCGCUGGCUCCGUCAGCCACCACACUACUUCCAGAAAGUCCUACCCAGUCUUUAUCCAACUCUGACGCUCCUGCCACGACUGACGGCAAGUCUCCAGCAGCAGCAUGCCCCGAUCAGCCAGAGACGCCCAGCAGCACCUCCCAUGCUGCCUCAGCCAACACAACCACCCCUGCGGCCUCUCCAGGUCCUCCUAAAACAACGCAGGUGUGCUUCAGCCUAGCAAACAGUGACACUGGGUCGUCACCUGACACCACAGCAUUGUUGUCCUCUUCGCACAGUGUUCCACAUUUGUCCCUGCCAGCCUCUGAUUCACAACAUGAGGAUUCCCCGGCCGGGACAAGUGCGUUACCGCGACCCAAAAGCUUUCAAAACCUGGCCAGGAGGGUGAUUAUGCAUGAAAGAAUGAAGAAAGCCGCAGCAGAGUCCUUUGAAGAAGAGGAAGACGAGGACUUGACCUUUGAGGAACUGGAGGAAAAGGCCAAGGGUGGCGAUGCAAGAGCCCAGUGCCAGCUGGGUAAAUACUACCUGGACCUGGCUGAGGAGAAAGACAGAGAUGUGAACAAUGAGCUGGCAGUGAACUGGUUCAUAAAGGCAGCUAAACAUGGCUACAAAGCUGCAUCCAAAUAUCUGCAGCGCUGCUGGAUUCAGAGGAAAGGUAUCACUCCAGAGAAUGAGGAGCAGGUGCGAAAGCUCUCCACAGAGAGCAAGUUUGAGAUGGCGGUGAGGCGCGCCGCCAUGAUGAUGUUCCAGAAGCUCAACCCUGACGGCAAGAAGGCCGUGGGCAUGUCCGAGAUGCUGGAGAAUGUCAAUGCAGUGCCAGGCAAAGUUCCCACCUCUGUGGACCAACAAAGACAGGUCCUGGAGAGCAUGGUCGGAGGAGAAUCCCAAGUUGACCUAGACCAUUUUGUGGAAAUCACAAAGCAAUAUGCCCAAGGCAUUGCACCUGGUAACAUACUGGAGGAGGAGCAGCAGAAAGAUGCUGAGGAGACAGACAAGCGUCCACAGGAAUCAAGACGGCAUUCCCACGGACACCGCCGGAUGCUGAAGUCUAGCUGGGGCGGUGGGAUGAUGCUGGCCACCAAACGCAGUGGCGCCAUGAAGAGAGCCAUUGAUAUUAAAUCUCACUUCCUGGGCCUCCAGUACCCCAUCCACGCCAUCAUGGUCUUGAAGGACCAGCUAAUCGACUGGGCGUCGCGAGCCGGCGUCCAGUGGCUGAGCACCAUCAUCCCCACGCACCACGUCAACGCGCUCAUCUUCUUCUUCAUCAUCAGCAACCUCACCGCGGAACUGUUCGCCUUCGUCAUCCCUCUGCUCAUCUUCUACCUGUCCUUCAUCGCCAUGGUGAUCUGCACGCUCCGCAUCUUCCACAGCAGCAAGGGCUGGGAGAACUUCAGCGCCCUCACGGCGCUGCUCAUCCACUUCGAGCCCACUCUGGACGUGGAGCAGGCUGAGACCAACUACGGCUACAACCAACUGGAGCAGUACUUCUACUUCCUGACCUCUGUCGUGUUCGUGAUAUUCACGUUCCCCGUGGCGGACAGAGGGUGGAUCCCGUGCUCGGAGCUAUCCACGGUGGCCAUAUUCUUCACGAUACUUAGUUACAUGAGCCUCAGCCCCACGGCUGCUACGUAUGCGCGGAAGGCCAUCAUCAUUGAGGUGGCCUCGUCUGUCUGCACCAUGACCCAGUACCUGCCUGAGACCAUGGUCGCGGCUCGCAUGCUGGGCACCACGUACGCCACGCUGCCUCUUGGACAGUCGGUCGUGCUCAAACUCAGCCUGCCCUGUCUACUCUACAUCUACCUCUUCUACCUGUUCUUCAGGAUGGCGAGGAUGCGCGGCUUCAGCGGCAUCUACUGCUUCCUGGUACCUUACCUGGUGUGCUUCAUGUGGUGGGAGUUCUCGGUGGUCCUGCUGCAGUACUCCACCGCCGUGGGCCUCAUGCGCACCUGCGUGGCCUACUUCCUGCUGCUGUUCGCCCUGCCUGUCCUGGCCAUGGGCUUGGCCCUCUUGCUCUUCAUCCAGAUGGUCAAGUGGUUCCUGGCGCUGGAGCUGACCAAGAUGCUGGUGACGCUGGCCGUGUGCGCCGUCCCCGUCACGCUGCGCCUCUGGACCCGCUUCAGCCUGUCUCUCUUGGACGUCUUCCGCUCCAUCACGCACCGCGGUCCCGUCAAGCUCAUCCUCAUCUGCAUCUGGACCGUGGUCAUGCUCUGCGGCCUCUACCUGUACAACGUCGAGGGCAUGAAGGUCUACAACUCCACGCUGACCUGGCACCAGUACGGCAAGUACUGCGGGCCGCCGGCGUGGGAGGCGCGCGGCAUGGCGCAGACGCAGAUCUGGUGCAGCCACCUGGAGGGCCACCGCGUCACCUGGACGGGCCGCUUCCGGCACGUGCGCGUGGCCGAGACGGAGAACGGGGCGCACUCGGUCAUCAACCUGCUGCCGGUGUUCAUGGCCGACUGGAUGAGCUGCCUGUAUGGAGAGGUCUACCCCAAGUGUGACCCGGUGAACAACACCGCCACGGUGAACCCGUCAGCAGCGAACAACGUCAUGCCCUCGAGCCUGGAGCAGCUGAUGCGGCAGCGCGAGCAGGAGGACCUGUGCCAGAUCAAGGCCCUGGCCAAGCACAAGUGCCACGUGAAGCGCUUCGACAGCUACUGGUUCGAGGUGACGGUGGGCAUGCCGGUGGACGCCACGGGCGCCUUCGUGGACGACCCGGGCUUCGACAUCGUCCUGCGCGCCAGUCACGAGUUCCAGCAGGUGCUGCUGAACCUGGACCGCGGCAGCAUGGUGGAGUUCAGCACCAAGCUGGAGGGCAGCAAGCUGGGCUCCAAGCUGCCGGUGUUCGAGCUCAAGGCCAUCCACUGCCUGGACUGCAAGUCCACUCUGAUGCCCGAGGGCCGGCAGGUGAAGAUCGAGCGCAACUGGCGCCUGAGCAUGAUGCGCGCCAUGAAGUUCGCCUUCGACUUCUUCUUCUCGCCGUUCCUCUCGGCCAGGAUCUAAUGGGCUCAUUACAAGCACAGGCUUUUUAAAAAAAGAUUACUGUCUUUUUGACUUUAUUUAUGAUAGCACAGUGAAGAUGGUGACAGGAAGCGAGUGGGAAGAGAGAGAUGGGGAAGGGCUGGCAAAGGACCCGGGCCAGGAAUCGAACCCAGGUCGGCCGCAUAGUAGACGAGUGCCCCACCGUUAGGCCACGGUAGGGCCUACAAUCACAGGCUUUAUAGGUGGACAGGUCAAACAAAACGAUUGUGUCAAAGCCAAAAAUCUGACAUGGGAGAGAAGCAAUAUCACUAUUAAAAAAAAAAAAAAUGAUUUACCAGAUUUAUCAUUCGAAAGAGACCUCCAUGAAAUGUGUAUUCAUGUUGUCUGUGUGCCAUAAUGUGUUAUUUAAAAAUAAUUGAGCUCAUCUUUGUCUAAGCAGCUGUCUUAAUUAAUAUACAUAAGAUCACAAGAUGACAAGAAUCAGCUUCUCAGCGAUGAAGCAGUUGAAUGAAAAUGUCUGCUCUUGUUAUAACACUGUAAGAAAUAAUUGAACACUCAGAGGAACUUUUCUAGCAAACUGUUGCACCAUCCUUCAUGUCUUAAACAAAGCAGCAGUUCACAGAUUAUAAGAGGUUCUGCUGCUAUGCACAAUCUUCAAUCUUCUGCUUAUUUGGGACUGUGCACUGGAAAGGGAAUUCACAGUUCUGACAAUGCAAUGUGUGCCAUUUAACAGCGGGUAUGUAUCAAUAUGUAAUUGAAUUGAAUCUUUUUUUUUGAUAACUUUUGGAUAAAAUCUGGAUUUAAUAACCAUGUUGAAAGAACAAUGGGGUAGUGGUGACCUCUUUUGAAGCCCAAUAUCACUGGUUUAACAUGUGGUGUCUUGUAAUGUGUUAUGAGGAGGAAGUUUCUGAACUUGAUCCAGAAGAGCCCACCCCAGUGCCUUUAUUUUGAACUGUCCUAUUGACUGUACUCAGUCUUGGCUUCCUGUAUUUGUAGGGACAUUUUUUUUUUUUUACCUUUUAAAUAUUUUGUGAUUUUCUGAAAAAAGUAGUAAUUGUAGCCCUUUUGUUGUCUGGUUGACAUCUUAAAUAUUAGUACAAUAUUGUGCGUAUUCUCGCUGGAUUUCGGUGUUAAAAUUGAUUUUGCUCGAAUUGAUGAAAAAAGAAAUAGAAGUAGACAUUCCACUUCGUCUUCAAAUGUUUACCCUCCAUUUUCACCAUUUUAUGACAUCAUUAUUGGGGCGGGGCCGAAUUCUCAGUAUUAUAAGUGCCUAAACUAUGCUAAAUUUGGUGAUUUUUCUUGUUUUGCUGAAAGCCAUACUGUUCAUACGUAUUGUCCACACUCUACACCUCAUGUUCUUCCACACAUUCAGCCCCACCCCAUGCCCAGAGUCCAUGCGUUCACACACACACACACACACACACACACACACACACACACACACACACACACACACACACACACACACACACACACACACACACACACACACACAAAGAUGGAUGAUGAAAAUUUGAAGACAAAAUCUUGUUGUUUUACAUCUGUACAAGCAAAAUUGGCAUCAAAUUUCAGUGAGACCUUUUUUUUUUGACAGGGUACUGUACUAUAUCCAACUGGACAAUAUGAUAAUGAAUUUUGCUUGAAAUAUUUGUCUAACCAUAGAUGGACUAGAUAGUACAAAGCAGCCAGCUCUAGUAGGCCUACAUACUAUAUUCUUUUGUUUUUUUUGCAAUAACAGGAAACUCUUUUACCCUCGCCCUCUCUGUUGUCCUGUUGAGAUUAAAGUAUUAUUAUUAAAGCAUUAAAGCAUUGUUAGCAACCUAUCAGUGAAGUGAGGGCCUUGGUCAGCUACACAAGACUGUUAUCAUCAUUGCACAGACUUUAUUUGUUUAGCUCCAGCUUUCGAGCAUUUUAAGAGAAGUGCUGAUGAUAGUAAGAGUGCUACGAGUAUGAUAAUGGUGAUUUUACAACUUGUCCAUGGGGUUCUCUCUAAUAUGUCCCGUCCUCACCAUGUGCAUGUGGCCUUGCGUUUUCCUGAUGCCCCACCUACGUGGAGAAAACGAUUAAGUUUCCUCGCUGUCAGCCUAGCCAAAACAACUUUUGGGGGGACUUCAUUCACCAUCCUGAUUGCACAUGAGAAAAUGACAUUAGAAUUGCACUUUUGUGAGAUAUUGAAAUACACUUCUGUCGUCAGUGAUGUCACCACAAGGCCACAAGCAGGCAGGGGAGGAUGGUAGUUUGGAUAUUAGUAAGAAUCCUGAUGUCACCAGGGUGCUACUAAUGUGAGCGAGAGUAUGCACACUCACUUACAAAAUCAAACUUAACUGGACAACCUCACAGUAGUGAUGAAUCAAAACAGACCUGACCAGUGAGAGAGGGUUCAUUCAUUGGUUCUAUGUGUUAACAAAGACCAUUGGAUUACUGAAGCAUGUACAUAUGCAUCAUUGAGCCCAAAAUGAAUUGUUCCAGAAUUUGUAUUAUUUACCACUUUGUUUUACAAAUGUAUCCACAUGAUAGACCUUGCAUAAAUUACUCAUUACUAAAUGUUGUGUCAUUUCCCAAGUUUCAUGUCCACAUUAUUUACUACUAAUACCCCCGUGUUUGAUUUAUUUUUCAAUGUGUACCUAGUAAUUGUUUGCACUUCACUUGGAUAUGCCUACUACAGUAUUUUGCUUAAAUAUAAGGUUUUAUGGCAAUAUUUUAAAAGGUUAAUAGUUUAGAAAUGAAUCUCUGAAUAAUGUGCAAGAAUGUCCAUCUAAGUCAAGUGCAACCAAAUACUAAUUCUGUAACAGUUCAACCAGGUCGUUUGCUAGUGUUGUG
This is a messenger RNA of Engraulis encrasicolus (European anchovy), 9407 nucleotides long. RefSeq names its product Wolfram syndrome 1a (wolframin) (gene wfs1a). Gene Ontology annotation, molecular function: protein binding. Bases 3501 to 6608 code for a protein of 1035 amino acids. The transcript is spliced from 10 exons. Gene Ontology annotation, cellular component: endoplasmic reticulum; endoplasmic reticulum membrane. Gene Ontology annotation, biological process: endoplasmic reticulum unfolded protein response; calcium ion homeostasis. The record is from RefSeq and is a predicted model, not a curated record. Lineage: Eukaryota; Metazoa; Chordata; Actinopteri; Clupeiformes; Engraulidae.